Molecule: messenger RNA, 2646 nt
Organism: Clunio marinus
Lineage: Eukaryota; Metazoa; Arthropoda; Insecta; Diptera; Chironomidae
Source: the annotation of a GenBank genome assembly
GCAUUUGUAGAGGUUUAAAAAAAUUUAUAGCAUCGUCAGAAUAACUUUUUCUGAACAUGAAAAUCAUUUAAUUCGUAUUUAAACAUUUUCCAGUAAUUCUUUCCCGCCAAGGAAAUAUUUUUUAAUUAGUUUUAACGAUUUUAAGGUGAAGUUUACGUUGGACUAUGAAAAGACUUAGUGGACCAGCUCGAUAUCGACUUUUGAUUGGAAUCUUGUUCCUACUAAUACUUUAUUAUGCAUACAAAAGUUUCACAGAUUACAGUAAACAAUUAAUUCAUGAGGAUCAGUUGGAGUUUGCAAAGUCGAAAGGAGAUCCAGUACUUAUCAGUGUUUAUUAUGAAGCUUUAUGUCCUGAUUCCAAAGGAUUUAUUAUUAAUCAACUUAUUCCUGUGUACAAAAGAAUUCCUAAUCUCAUAGAAAUUGAAUUCUUUCCUUAUGGAAAAGCCACGACUCAAACACUUCCCGACGGUUCUUUAAAAUUCGACUGCCAGCAUGGCGAAAGAGAAUGUGAAGCUAAUAUUAUACAUUGUUGUGCAAUCGAAGCUAUUCACGACACGGAAACGAAAUUAAAUGUUGCGGCUUGUAUGAUUCGUGACAAUCAAAAUCCCAAAGAAGCAUUUCAAAGGUGUAUGAGGGAAUAUUCAAUUGACGCUAAUGAAGUAGAAACAAUUCAGAAAUGUUACAGCAGUUUACAUGGAAAAGAAUUACUGAAAUUAGCAGGAGAAGCUACAAGUUCUCUUCGACCUCGCGUUUCUUUCAUUCCUACUGUGACCCUUGAUGGUGAUCAAAGACGACAAGCAACCGUUCUUCGAGAUUUAAUGGGAGAAAUUUGUAAAGUAUUAGAAGAUGGUGGAAUGACACCGAAAGCAUGCGAGACUGUAUAGCAACUAUUUCUACUUUAUCUUCAUCAACUUUUCAAUUAGACUAAAACAAAAUGUUUUUCUAAUUUUUUUUAUUAUACUCUCGUUCAAUUUGACACUCAAAGUCGCAAAAGUGAAUAUGAACAAAUCUUUAAAGUGAUUACGUAAAGAAAAUAAAAAAUGAGAGAAAGAAAAGUUUUUAAUUAAUUUCCAUAGCAGCUCCACUUUCAAUUUCACUGAACAUGUAUUCGUCUUGAUGUUCUUUAAGGAAUCGACUUGAACGUUCUUCAUCUAAGAACAAGUUGUAAACUUUCUUCACAUCUUCGACUUGAAUUUCGGGAGAUUUUCGACGACGACUUACGAGAUUUGCUGUUGUAAUUAAUUGAAUGGCAUAACGUAAGCUGGUCUGUGUUGCAAGUCUUGAAAGAACAAUCAUCGCUUCUGGUUGCAUUUGACAAUCUUCUUCUUCACAGCGAAUCUUCAAAAUUUCUUUCAUUUCCUCUGGCGAGUAUGGAACAGUUCGAAUAAUAAUCAUUCGAUCCAACAAAUCUAUUGGAAUUCCAUGGGGACUUUGGUAGUUUGUGCCGCGAAUCUUUGUAAUGCCACGAUUUGUUGCCAUGAUUACAACUGGAGCCAUGUCUUGUUCAAGAGCCCGAUUUAAGUAUGAAAAGCAUUCAAUAUCCAACAUAUGAGCUUCAUCAAUAAAUAAUACUCCAGGAUUAAUCUCAGCUUUGCCUUCUUCACGCCAUUCUGAUACUUUACUGUUGAUUUGAUCUCGAACUUCUUGUUUAAUUUCGCCAGUGUCACCAGAGAAAAGUGCCAGAAAUCCGUGUGUGCGGCUGUUAAUGACGUCGAUUUCAUGGAGAGUUACUGUGUGGACAACUUCUUUACGUUUCUGUAAUUCACCUUCGGGACAUUGAACGAAUCUUGUUUGAGCUCCUGUUGCAUCGUAAUCUCGUGAUCUGGUGAAGCUACGACCCAAUUUGCUUACUUUUCCUGAAGCUUUAUCGAUUGUGAUGAUGUCGCCAGCUUGAAUUUUUUCUUUCAUGAAGCAUUCAAUAAUCUUGUUGCCUAAAUCGUAAUUGGUUUCCAUUUCAGUGGUUUUCAAUGUGACUUUCCCGAUUUUUUGUCCAGUUCCAGUCGCAGGACGAUCGAUUUGAAUCUCAACAACUUCGCCUUCAAUUAUUUCGGUUUCUUCUUUGAUUCUCACUCCAAUACUUUUACGAAGAGCUUGAGCAAGUGCUUCUGUUUUGCUCAUUUCAAGUGAGUAGAUUUCAGAUCCAGACAUGCUUGUGAAAGGAGUUUCCGUGCCUAAAGCUUGGGCCAUUCCAACAGCGAUUGCAGUUUUACCAGUGCUUGGUUCACCAGCAAGCAAAAUGCAACGACCAGCGAUUUUUCCUUCUCGAACCAUUUGUACUACGAUUCCUGCAGCACGACGGGCGUCUUUCUGACCAACCAUUCCUUGAGAUACAAGACGAGCUUCAAGCACAUCGUCCAAUCCUAAACCGCGAAUAUGUGAAUGAGCUCCAAUGCGCUCAAUGCGCGUUGAUUCACGAACUUCUAAUUUCUCGUUGUCUACCAUUUUGCUCGUUUGAAAUAAUUUUUUCUUUUGAGUUUUGAUUGAUAAUUUCACUUAAAUGAAUAUAUUUUUAGUUUUAAACUGUCAAAAAUAGACUUAUUUGUUGAAAACACUCGGAAUGUAUCUUUAUUUUUUGAGUAAAACGCAGAAAUUAAUUAUUUUUCACUGCUGCUUCGAUAGUUUGUUUUCGGCUUUUGUUUUCAACUU